Osmerus eperlanus (European smelt) is the source of this 2159-nucleotide messenger RNA. It is a transcript of the gene cops4, whose product is annotated as COP9 constitutive photomorphogenic homolog subunit 4 (Arabidopsis). The transcript has 11 exons. The coding region runs from base 160 to 1425 and encodes 421 amino acids. NCBI's taxonomy places the organism in Eukaryota, Metazoa, Chordata, Actinopteri, Osmeriformes, Osmeridae. The record is from RefSeq and is a predicted model, not a curated record. Gene Ontology annotation, cellular component: COP9 signalosome; cytosol.
AGUCUUUUAGAACCAAGAUAAACUUCGGAGGUGCUCCGUAUUUGGCUUUUAUUGUUAUGACCCAUCAUUGCUUUGGAGGACCUAGGAGAGCGCUGAUUGCAGGAAGGAAGUACCCUCUUGAGUAAGCGAAAUCGACUUGUUGACACUUCUUUGGGGAAAAUGGCGACAGGAGUGAGACAAGAGCUGGCUCAGCUUAUGAAUUCAAGUGGAUCCCAUAAAGAUCUCGCUGGGAAAUAUCGACAGAUUUUGGAGAAGGCCAUUCAGUUUACAGACGCAGAGCAACUGGAGUCAUUAAAAGCAUUCGUUGAAGCAAUGGUCAAUGAGAACGUGAGCCUCGUGAUCUCCAGACAGCUGCUCACGGACUUCUGCACGCAUCUCCCUAACCUCCCCGACAACACGGCCAAGUCGGUGUACCACUUCACCUUAGAGAAGAUUCAGCCCAGAGUUAUUUCCUUUGAAGAACAAGUGGCCUCAAUUAGACAGCACUUAGCAACCAUUUAUGAAAAGGAGGAAGACUGGAGGAAUGCUGCCCAGGUCUUAGUUGGUAUUCCUCUAGAAACAGGACAAAAGCAGUACAACGUUGAUUAUAAGCUGGAUACCUAUCUGAAAAUUGCCCGUCUUUAUCUGGAAGACGAUGACCCGGUACAGGCCGAGGCAUACAUCAACAGAGCCUCUCUCCUCCAGAACGAGUCGACCAACGAACAGCUGCAGAUACACUACAAGGUGUGCUAUGCUAGAGUCCUGGACUAUCGGAGGAAGUUCAUUGAAGCUGCACAGAGGUACAACGAGCUCUCCUACAAGUCCAUCGUCCACGAGACUGAGCGUCUAGAGGCUCUGAAGCAUGCUCUGCACUGCACCAUACUGGCCUCUGCAGGCCAGCAGCGCUCCCGCAUGCUAGCCACUCUGUUCAAGGACGAGCGCUGUCAGCAGCUGGCAGCCUAUGGCAUCCUGGAGAAGAUGUACCUGGACCGCAUUAUCAGAGGGAACCAGCUGCAGGAGUUUGCUGCCAUGCUGAUGCCUCACCAGAAGGCCACCACUGCUGAUGGGUCCAGCAUCCUGGACAGAGCGGUUAUCGAACACAACCUGUUAUCUGCUAGUAAACUCUACAAUAACAUCACGUUUGAAGAGCUCGGGGCACUUUUGGAGAUCCCCCCGGCAAAGGACGAUUGUCCCGAUGGUGAGGUUCCUGGUUACAGAUGCAACCUGGCUGAGAAAAUCGCCUCACAGAUGAUUACAGAAGGACGUAUGAAUGGCUUCAUAGACCAGAUUGAUGGCAUUGUCCACUUUGAGACACGAGAGCCCCUCCCCACCUGGGACAAGCAGAUCCAGUCUCUCUGCUUUCAAGUCAACAACCUCCUAGAGAAGAUUACGACGGCUGCUCCGGAGUGGACAGCACAGGCUAUGGAAGCCCAGAUGACCCAAUAAACAUCCCUGGAAGAUCCUUCUAAUUCCUGUUUGUCAUCAGUCCUAAUCUGCCCUUUGUUUUCAUCCUCACCUAUGUGAAUGUUAUCGAGUAACACCCCCGCCCCCAGAUUACUAAUAUACCCAUGACACCCUCUCACUUGCCUCCACCCUCACCCUCCACCUUGUUCAGGCUCAAUGUGUAGGUUACUGAAGCCUCAACGAGCCGUGGUCUCCAGGAAAACCCUCCACUACUCUCCUAGGAUGUUCUGGGUCCGGUGCGCUGGUGAUAUGUGUGCAUUCUUUUACUCCAUUCACACAAGGACAUGAAACGUGGAUCAUCUGUCACUCCACUCAUCUCUGACCUUGGACCUUUUUGACCUUUGACCGUGAUCGACGUGAACAUGACAGUGCGGGAGACUGGCCCAUCUGUAGGUGGGGGUCCGGUCACACUAGUCUGCUAGCUUGUUACUCUUGACUCUUGAGAGGCGAUACUGUAUGUUUAUGUUUGGAAGGCUUGAACGAUUGAACCCAUGCACAUUCAUCAAGAUGUUACUAUCUUGUGUAUUCCUUGAUUUGAUGUAAACUGAAUGAAGACUUUGGUGUUCCAGAACAAUUUACUUGACAUGUAGGCAACAUGUACCCUUGUGUUUGUUGCCUCAUGUAUAACUAUCUCUUUACGUUGCAUUUUCAAGUGUUUUCUCAGACCCUAAAAUCAGCUUAUCAAAGAAAUUAAAAAAAAUAUAAGUUGAGUGAAU